This is a messenger RNA of Rhineura floridana, 2853 nucleotides long. RefSeq names its product zinc finger protein 436-like. Lineage: Eukaryota; Metazoa; Chordata; Lepidosauria; Squamata; Rhineuridae. The coding region runs from base 287 to 2575 and encodes 762 amino acids. The transcript is spliced from 5 exons. The record is from RefSeq and is a predicted model, not a curated record. Gene Ontology annotation, cellular component: nucleus.
AGCUCAAAGGGUUAAGCGUAGAGAGCGUUGCUUCCUAGAGAGAGACCCGGGAAUUGGAGGAAGAGACGCUUCUUCCGACUUCUGGUCCCGCUCCCUUCCCUCACUCCUGGAGAAACUGCUUUUGGGGUUUGGCAGCCUGGGAGCAACUAGGGUGGGGUCUGCAGAUUCUCAAGGGUGUGUGUGUGCGUGCAAUUCAGAGGCUGCAAGGAGCAGGACAGCAAAGAGGGAGCCUAACAAAUAUCUUACGGAAGGAUAUUCUGGAGCUGCAGUGCCAGUGCAAGGGAGAAUGAAGAUGGAGGAGCACUACCCGGGAGGUCCUGAAGACGGGGAAAGAUCAGAGGCUGGACAUGGCAAUCUUCACAUUGUCCAGAGAGGGACCAAAAAUGAGCUUCUGGCUGGGAUGGCUCCACGGCCUAUUAAGCAGGAACCUGAGGAGGGACUGCAGCAGUGCCAGGAAGCCCAGUGGCAGGAAUUCCUGAAGACCAUGCAGGCCCCAUGCUUAGGAUGGAGACCCCCACAGCUGCCUCUGCCCCACUCAGGGGAGGGUCUGAAGGAAUUUUGGGCCUUCUCCUUCAAGGAGGCCAGUUUGUGGCCGAAAGGAGAGCGUCGGACCCCAACUUUCCCAGGCCUUCGUAAGGAAGCCCCCGAGGCCUAUGAAAACAGCUUGGAUCCUCCCAGCAAAUUAAAAGAAGAGAUUCUGGAGUGGGACCCCAUUGACUCAGAGAUAUGGCGCCAACGCUUCAGACGAUUCUGCUAUUGGGAGGUUGAAGGGCCCCGCAAGGUUUGCAGGCAGCUCCAAGGGCUUUGCCGCCAAUGGCUGAAGCCGGAAAGGCACAGCAAGGAGCGGAUCCUGGAGCUGGUGACCCUGGAGCAGUUCCUGGGGGUCCUUCCUCAAGAAAUGCAGAGCUGGGUCAGGGAAAGGUGCCCACAGACCUGCACCCAGGCGGCGGCCCUGGCAGAGGAUUUCCUGCUGGGACUACAGGGGUCUGAGAGAAGUGAAAAGCAGUUGCCUGAGGCCUUGGAAGGGGUGGUUGUUAAUACCCUUGAUGCAGAACAUGAUCCGUCAGAUGUAGUGAAGAUGCAGCUUGCCAUGGAGGCCAAGGAGGAGAGCGAUGGGGAAGCCAUCUCAUUCAUGGCCGACGGGCAAGACAGCGAGGCCAGACAGAAGAACAUGCAAUGGAAACCAUUUGAGCAAGUGGAAUUCGAUGGGGCGUCCUUGGGAAGAGCCGAAGGGAAUGUAUUCCUGCUUCCUGAGUUGGGAGAGGUGUGUGGAACUCCACAGCAACCCCAAAGACACAUAGGAAGUGAUCCAAGAAUGAAAAUGAAGGAAGCCUCUUCUCUUGGGGAAAGCCACGAAGAUUUCAACAAAAAUGCUUCCCAGGAGGGGAUGUAUCAGCAUAAGAUAAAGGAGGCAGAUAUUGACUCCGUGGUAAACUUCAGCCGAUCCUCUGUCGCCCUUACGAAUCAGAUCCUGGAAGCUGCUGACAAGCCAUAUAAAUGCUCAGAUUGUGGGAGGGGAUUCCACCAGAAACCAUACCUUCGGGUACAUGAAAGAAUCCAUACAGGGGAGAAACCCUACAAAUGCUUAGACUGUGGGAAAUCUUUCAAUCGGAGGACCGGGCUUUGUAGCCAUCAAAGAGUCCAUAUGGGAGAAAAGCCAUACCGAUGUUCCUAUUGUGGGAAAUGCUUCACAGGGACUGGGAGCCUUAAAGAGCAUGAGAGAACCCACACAGGAGAGAAACCUCAUAAGUGCUUAUAUUGUGGCAAAUCUUUCAAUCGGCGGGGCGUACUUUGUAAACAUAAGAGACUCCACACAGGAGAGAAGCCAUACAGAUGCUCAUAUUGUGGGAAAAACUUUAGCCAGCGGUCACACCUUAUUUCCCAUGAGAGAACCCACACAGGAGAGAAGCCCUAUGAAUGCACAGACUGUGGGAAAUCUUUCCGACAGAGCAACGAUCUCUCCAGGCAUCAGAAAAUCCACAAAGGAGAAAAAUUGCAUAAAUGCGCCGAAUGUGGUGAAGCUUUCUAUCAGAGAGCAUACCUCAUCAGGCAUGAGAGAACCCACAUGGGAGAGAAACCCUACGAAUGCUCAGACUGUGGGAAGAGCUUCUACCAGCAAGCACACCUUAAUGCACACAAGAAAAUCCACACAGAAGAAAAACCUUACCACUGUUUCGAGUGUGGGAAAUCCUUCCGCCAAAGCUCUGAUCUUCAUAGACAUCAGAGCAUCCACAAUGGUGAAAAACCACAUAAAUGCUUAGAGUGUGGGGAAGGUUUCUUUCAGAGAGCAUACCUUGUGAGGCAUGAGAGGACCCACACAGGCAAAAAACCAUAUGAAUGCUCUGCCUGUGGGAAGAGCUUUUACCUGCAAGCAGACCUUAAUGCACACCAGAAAAUCCACAUGGAAGAGAAACCUUACCACUGCUUUGAGUGUGGGAAAUCCUUCCACCAGAGCUCUGAUCUUCAUAGACAUCAGAGCAUCCACAAUGGUGAAAAGCAACAUCAAUGCCCAGAAUGUGGAAAAAACUUCUAUCACAGAGUGUACCUUAUGAGGCAUGUGAGGACCCACACUUGACAGGAAACCAUAUAGCUCCUUUGGCUAUCUCUGUUGCAUAGGAGUAGGGGAAAGCCUUAUUUCAGAGCACUGAUCUUUAUGGAUCAUGCAGAUAUCCACUGAGACCAGGGGGAAAACAUUAUUAGUGCAUUGAUCUGGUCUCAGCAUUUUAAAAACCCACAUGAGGAACCCACAUCAUAAGCACAGCUCCCCUCUGAGGAAACCUGGAGAUGGCGAUUUUUGGAUUUCCCCCUGGGGAGGGGGGGAAAUAAAAGUAUUAAAAGACCUACAAAUGGAAA